Molecule: messenger RNA, 809 nt
Organism: Elaeis guineensis (African oil palm)
Lineage: Eukaryota; Viridiplantae; Streptophyta; Magnoliopsida; Arecales; Arecaceae
Source: RefSeq, a predicted model, not a curated record
AUCUUCCAUUCUUUCCAAAAGGAGUAAUCUGGCUUUGGUUGUUUCGUUAUUAAUUAAAAGAUGAAGAGAUUAAGAGAAGAAGGUCACCAGGUAGAGAGCAUCAACAUGGCUAAAGUUCUCAUAUUUCUCUCUCGGGGUGUCGAAGAGGUCCGGGACUCGCCGGGCCGGGUGUUCGAGUGCAAGACGUGCAACCGCCAGUUCCCGUCGUUCCAAGCGCUGGGCGGCCACCGGGCGAGCCACAAGAAGCCGAGGAUGAUGGGCGACGGCCACGACCAGGCCCAGAGCGCGCUGGUGAAGCCCAGGGUGCACGAGUGCUCCAUCUGUGGGCUGGAGUUCCCCAUUGGCCAGGCCCUAGGAGGCCAUAUGAGGCGCCACCGUGGCGCGACCGAGAGUUUUGGGCACGGGCUCGUGGAGAAGAAGCCUGAUGGGAAGAGGGCAUUGUGGCUGGAUCUGAACCUGCCGCCAUCCGAGGCGCUGGACGACGUGGAGUGCAGGAAAGUAGGGCUUAGUUUCGAGUUUGUAGAGAAGACUCCUAUGGUGGUGGAUUGCUUCCAUUAAUCAAACAUGACCUUGUGGACCAUUGUUUGGUCCUUUCUUGCCUUCUACCUUUCCUUUUUCCCUUUUUUAAAUGUUGGUGUUGGUUUUUGGUGGGUGUGGGGGGGGGUGUGGUUGGGCUGUGUAGGGGAGGGUGGUUUCAGUACAUAUAGUCCCUUUGGGAUGCGAUAUGUUAAUAUUUUGUUUUUGUUAUUUUUUCUCUUCUUUUUUUUUGGUUGUGGAUAUAUAGGGCCAGAAGCGGUUGUUUAGAAUCA